AUGGAGUUCCUUACACUGCCGCAGUCACCGCACAGAUUUCUGUGGGCAGCACUGUUGGGCGUCAUUGCUCAUCUGACGCUGUUCCGCCAUGGCGAAUGGGACACAUCUGCGCCGGCUUUAAUCUCGGCCUUUUUCAGCACACAACUGUUGCUCGUUGGAUAUGGAACUGCCUAUGCGCCAUCAUUCAAGGCCGUUCCCCUCGCAGUUCUCCACGUAUCGGGUUUAGGGAUUUGCUUUCUAGUGGGCACGUUCACUAGUAUCUUGAUAUAUCGUGGAUUCUUCCAUCGACUCUCCAGAUUUCCCGGUCCGUUUUGGGCACGGCUGUCUACCAUAUACCCAACUUCACUUUCCUUCAGGUCCAAAUUGCACCUUUAUGAAGAAGUCCAGGCGUUGCAUAGACAAUACGGAGAUUUUGUAAGACUUGGGCCGAUGGAAUUGUCUAUUGCUGACCCCCGCGCGGUUCAAGCAGUCAAUUCAGCACAGACCCCUUGCACAAAAGGACCCUGGUACAACGGAAUGCGACCACGAGUGGCUCUGCAAAACAGCCGAGAUAAGCAAGAGCAUUCUCAGCGAAGGAAGGUCUGGGAUCGAGGAUUUGGUGCCAAAAGUCUUCGAGAUUACGAGCCCCGUGUAGUCACAUACACUACGGGUUUGAUGACUGCUAUUGAGGCUCAAAAGGACAAGCCAAUGAAUGUAACCGAUUGGUUCAACUUUUACAGCUUCGAUGUCAUGGGAGACCUCGCAUUCGGAAAGUCUUUUGACAUGGUCAAAAAUGGCGUCAAACAUUACUUCAUGAAUUCUCUCAAGACCAACAUGACCAUGGCAGGUUACUUUAAACACGUUGUUUGGACAGCCCCGAUCAUGAGAUCGAUUCCGAUUCUGAAUUUCGAGCAUAAGAGAUUCUGGAAGUUUGUGAACAACCAAGUCGAUGAGAGAAUGAAUAUGAAGCCCGAUAAGCCGGAUGUAUUCUCUUAUCUACUAGAAGAAUAUGAAAAGGAAGAGCCGAAGACGGCCCAAAACCUGAUGAACCUUCAGGCAGAUGCCUAUCUAAUUGUCGUUGCUGGAAGCGACACUACCUCCUCCACUCUGACCACACUUUUCUUCCAUCUUGCAACGGAACCACAUCUUCUCACUGAACUCCGAAAACAAAUUGACCCACUGUUCGAGUCUGGAGAGGUUGAUUCUGCCACAUUGGCCAAGAGCAAGCAUUUAGACGCCGUCAUCAACGAGGCCUUGCGUCUUCAUCCUCCUGUGCCUUCAGGGGUCCAGCGGUUGACUCCUCCUGAAGGCAUGAUGAUCGGGGAAACUUUUGUUCCUGGGAACACGAUUGUAUAUGUUCCAUUUUACACGCUAUUCAGAGACGAGAGAAAUUUCAAAAGACCAGAGGAAUUUAUCCCUGAGCGAUGGACCACAAAACCUGAACUGACUGUGGAUGCUUCGGUUUUUGUCCCCUUCUCGUACGCUUAUAUAGUGCAUCGGUACGAUUUCACUCUCGCUCAAGGGGAGGAUCCAGCCAAGUUCACUCGAGACAUGACCGAUGGAUUUACCCUUGCAUGCCCACCUCUGCACCUUGUUUUCACUGAAAGGAAAACUGCUGGAGAUUCGACGCCCGGGUUAUAUACAAGACCAUGA
This is a messenger RNA of Cladophialophora bantiana CBS 173.52, 1632 nucleotides long. RefSeq lists its product as uncharacterized. The record is from RefSeq and is a predicted model, not a curated record. The transcript is spliced from 7 exons. Gene Ontology annotation, molecular function: iron ion binding; oxidoreductase activity, acting on paired donors, with incorporation or reduction of molecular oxygen; monooxygenase activity. The coding region runs from base 1 to 1632 and encodes 543 amino acids. Lineage: Eukaryota; Fungi; Ascomycota; Eurotiomycetes; Chaetothyriales; Herpotrichiellaceae.